AUGGCUUUCAGCAAAAACACAGACAAUAAUGUGUUUUAUGCGGACGAAGAGUACCGAAAGACGGCUCACAUCUCAUCACUCGAUGAGUACAGAAAACUAUACCAGAAAAAACUAUACCAGAAGUCAGUCUCAGAUCCCAAAGGCUUUUGGAGUGAAAUCGCGAAUAACUUCUAUUGGAAGCGAUGGACACAAGAAGUAGAGGUCGUGUCCUAUAAUUUUGAUGUCACUAAAGGACCCGUUUGUGUGAAAUGGUUGGACGGAUGCAAAACCAAUGUCUGUUAUAAUGUAUUGGAUUUGGUUAUCGAGAAAGGACUCGGAAAUCGUGUCGCCUAUUAUUGAUUUGCAAAUGUGCUCAAAGGGUUGGGCAUCAAAAGGGGUGAUAGAGUGGCCACAUAUAUGUCGGUAACCGUAGAGUUGGUUACUGUUAUGCUGGCCUGCGCUCGAAUCGGCGCCAUUCACUCAGUCAUUUUCGCCGGUUUCUCUGCCGAAUCCCUCGCCGACCGUAUAAUAGAUGCCAAUUGUGUUAUAUUAGUGACGGCCGACGGGGCCUUUCGGGCCAACAAAUUUAUACCAUUGAAAUCAAUCGCCGACUCAGCACUCGAUAUAUGCAAACAAAUGAAUCACAAAGUGAUGGCUUGUAUUGUGAACCCACAUCUGAAUCUCAAAAGAAAUAUUAUAAUUAAUAAAAACAAUAAUAAUAUUGAGAGUAAAUGUGGCAUCAAUUGGGACCCAAAUGUGGACAUCCUAUGGACUGAUGUCAUGACAAAUGUUUGCGAUUAUUGCGAACCCGAAUGGAUGGGAGCGGAAGACCCACUGUUCAUACUUUAUACCAGUGGAAGUACGGGAAAACCUAAAGGCAUUGUCCACACAAUCGGCGGUUAUCUCCUCUACUCUUACAUAACAUUCAAAUAUGUAUUCAAUUACACCGACGGAGACGUGUUUUUCUCGACCGCAGAUUUGGGAUGG
Molecule: messenger RNA, 966 nt
Organism: Medioppia subpectinata
Lineage: Eukaryota; Metazoa; Arthropoda; Arachnida; Sarcoptiformes; Oppiidae
Source: the annotation of a GenBank genome assembly